Molecule: messenger RNA, 1161 nt
Organism: Hemisphaericaspora subhashii
Lineage: Eukaryota; Fungi; Ascomycota; Pichiomycetes; Serinales; Debaryomycetaceae
Product: putative nitronate monooxygenase
Exons: 1
Coding region: 1-1161 (386 amino acids)
Molecular function (GO): nitronate monooxygenase activity
Source: RefSeq, a predicted model, not a curated record
AUGAAUACAGCUAAUAGAACAUUACUUAAUACACUUAAAAUCAAAUAUCCAAUUUUCCAAGCUCCAAUGGCAGGUGUAUCCACAGUUGAAUUGGCAUCCAAAGUAACAAACUAUGGAGGAUUGGGUUCAUUACCAUUAGCUGGUUUAGAUUUCACCAAUAUUGAUUCACUUCAAAAAUUAAAUGCGAUGUUGAAUGACUAUCAUUCGCAAGUAAAUGACGAAAUACCAUCCCAUAUAGUUAAUUUAAACUUCUUCUGUCAUGAUAUUUAUUCUCCUCCAACUAACUCACAAAUUAACAAUUGGAAAUCAUUAUAUGGUAGUGUCUUGUCUACUGAUAAUCACGAUAUGCUAAACUCGCUCAACUAUGAUAAGAAUGGAAAUGUUUCAUUCAAACAAUUUGAACAAUCCUCAUCUCCAGGCUUUUCGAAAUUAAUGGAAUUUCUUACCCACAAUAUCCAACCCGCUAUAGUGAGUUUUCAUUUCGGAACACCUAGUGUUGAAACAAUAACACAAUUCCAACAGAAUGAUAUUAUGGUCUUUGUCACUUCCACCUCAUUGGAUGAAACUAUUCAUUUAUAUGAUUUAGGAGUGGAUGGGAUUAUAUUGCAAGGAUAUGAAGCUGGUGGACAUCGAGGGAAUUUCUUAUCGUCAUCAAGAUUGGAUGAGAAUUUAUCAACUCAUGCAUUAUUCACACAGCUGAUAAAGUAUUUGAAUACCAGACCUGUAUCAACUAGGGCCCUACCUUAUUUAAUCCCAGCAGGAGGCAUUCAUGAUUCAAAUACUGUGAAAUAUUAUCUUGAUGCCGGUGCUGCUGGUGUUCAGAUUGGUAGUGCAUUUUUGUCAACUCCAGAAUGUACCACUCAUACCUUUUAUCGUGCUAUUUCGGAACAGCAAAAGAGAAUUCCAACAGUUAUGAUUAAUUCGGUACUGGGGAAGUAUGCAAGAGCUAUCAAGACUAAGUUUAUUGAGAAUAUGGUGUAUAAUAAUAAGUUUAGUGAAGAAGAAUUACCACCAUAUGGAUAUAUGUAUAAUGCUUAUAAGGAAUUAAAACCAAAAGUUGCCCAUUCACAAGAUAUUGGAUUCUAUUUGGCCGGACAGAAUUAUUAUGAGAAUGAAAGUGAUGCUCUGGUUGAAGAUGUUAUGAAUAAAUUAACUCAGUAG